Brachypodium distachyon (stiff brome) is the source of this 4541-nucleotide messenger RNA. RefSeq lists its product as uncharacterized. NCBI's taxonomy places the organism in Eukaryota, Viridiplantae, Streptophyta, Magnoliopsida, Poales, Poaceae. The coding region runs from base 280 to 4341 and encodes 1353 amino acids. The record is from RefSeq and is a predicted model, not a curated record. The transcript is spliced from 2 exons. Gene Ontology annotation, biological process: protein phosphorylation. Gene Ontology annotation, molecular function: ATP binding; carbohydrate binding; protein kinase activity. Gene Ontology annotation, cellular component: plasma membrane.
CAUGUGUAACGAGUGGAUCAUAUCGAGUACCUAGCGGUUAACGCCAGCUCGAACUCGUCAAGCUCGUUAAUCUUAACAAGCAAAAACCUGAGAUAAGCCCAAGUAGCUAAUGAGUUUUGAGCUUUCAUGUCCACCCCGACCGCUUGCUUGAUUACUACUUGUGUGGACGCCUUCAAUUUGACCCAAAAAACCUAGGGACCAAAGAAUGAGCAAUGAAUGAUUCAUGCCGGUUUUGACUAUGACUAGUCGCCAUAGUUGUGUUGCCAACCAAAGACACUCAUGCAUAGCUUAGUACAGCUAGCUGCAGACUAUAAUAACGCAAGGUCACCAGAUCGAUCAUAUCGACCGAUAUAUCCAGCCAUAAUCAUGUCAAUGCUGCUGCUUCUAAAUCUCAUUUUCAGCCCUGUAGUCCUCAUCCUUGCAGCCUUGGCUCUCGCACAAGAUGAGUUCCUCUUCUCGGGCUUUGCCGGAGCUAACAUCACCGUCGACGGCGUGGCCACAGUCACCCCAAACGGUCUCAUCGACCUUACCAAUGCCCAGGAGAGCCUCAAAGGCCAUGCAAUCUAUCCUGCGCCGCUCCCCUUCCGUGAAUCCCCCAAUGGCACCGUGAAAUCCUUCUCCGUCUCCUUCGUUUUCGCCAUCUACCCCAAUUACCGGCCCAGCCAAGGCAUGGCCUUCUUCAUCGCCAAGAGCAAGGAUUUCUCUUCGGCUCUCCCGACGCAGUACUUGGGCGUCUUCAACACCGUGAACCAGGGCAACUCCAGCAACCACAUCUUCGCCGUCGAGCUCGACACCGUCAACAACAGGGACCUGCUGGAUAUCGACGCCAACCAUGUUGGCAUCAACAUCAACAGCAUCGUCUCCAACAAGUCCAACACCGCAGGCUUCUACGACGACAAGACUGGCUCCUUCAACACUUUGAACCUCACCAGUGCCCAGGGGCUGCAGCUCUGGAUAGAUUAUGAAAUGCAGUCGACACGGAUCAAUGUGACCAUGAGUCCACUGAGUAUGGGUAAGCCAGCUCGGCCGCUGGUCUCGGCCAUCUACGACCUCUCAACGGUGAUCCAGGAGGAGGCAUACCUUGGCUUCGGCUCUUCAGCGGGCAAGGACGGCAGCCGGCACUACAUACUUGGCUGGAGCUUCGGCAUGAAUAGGCCGGCGCCGGCUAUUGACACGAGCAAAUUGCCAAGGCUGCCACGUUUUGGUCCAAAGCCUAGGUCCAAAGUGUUGGAGAUGGUAUUGCCAGUAGCAACAGCUGCUUUUGUCCUCACCGUGGGAAUCGCCGUUUUCCUACUUGUGCGAAGGCAUCGGAGGUACGCUGAGCUGCGAGAAGAUUGGGAGGUUGAGUUCGGGCCACACCGGUUCCCUUACAAGGAUCUGUACUAUGCUACACAGGGAUUUAAGAACAAGAACCUGCUUGGGGUUGGUGGAUUUGGAAGAGUCUACAAAGGGGUGCUGCAAACAUCUAAACUUGAAAUAGCCGUGAAGAAGGUAUCGCACGAAUCGAAGCAAGGCAUGAAAGAGUUCGUCGCUGAAAUCGUGAGUAUAGGACGGCUUCAACACCGUAAUCUCGUGCGGUUACUCGGCUAUUGUCGGCGAAGAGGAGAACUGUUUCUUGUGUACGAGCACAUGCCAAACGGAAGUCUUGACAAGUACUUGUUUCAUGGGGAUGACAACAAGCUGCAGCCUACCCUAAAUUGGACCCAAAGGUUCCAGAUCAUCAGAGGUGUUGCAUCUGGAUUGCUCUACCUUCACGAGGAGUGGGAAAAAAUUAUUAUCCACAGAGAUGUCAAGGCAAGCAACGUGCUCCUUGACGGCGAGAUGAAUGCCCGACUAGGUGAUUUUGGUCUUGCGCGGUUGUAUGACCAUGGCAUUGAUCCACAUAGUACGCACGUGGUUGGCACCAUAGGAUACCUAGCACCAGAGCUAGCAUGCACAGGGAAGGUAACCCCUCUUACCGAUGUAUUUGCAUUUGGCAUAUUUGUCCUUGAAGUUGUCUGUGGACAGCGGCCAAUCAAGCAAGAUAUACGAGAAAAACAGCCCAUGUUAGUUGAUCGGGUGGUUGAGCACUGGAACAAUGGAUCACUCAUCGACACUGUGGAUAUUAAGCUCCAUGGUGACUAUGAUGUAGAUGAGGCAUACUUAGCACUCAAGCUAGGACUCUUAUGCUCGCACCCAUUCAUGGAUGCGAGGCCUACCAUGCGCCAAGUGAUGCAGUAUCUUGAUGGGGACCGCAUAACACCAGAGUUAUCACCAAUGGACACAAAUUUCGACAUACUAGCCACAAUGCGAAACCAAGGAUUUGACCCGUAUCGGCAUACAUCCAUCUUUGUGUACUACCUGCGCUUCAUGGUGAUCCUCUCCCUUGGCCCCCCAAACCAUGUAGUUCUCUGCUCUGCACAGGCGGAUUCGUUCGUCUAUUCCGGCUUCCAAGGCGCCGAUAUCACCCUGGAUGGCUCCACCGCGGUCCAACCGGACGGACUCCUCCAGCUGACCAAUGGCUCCGACAUCAUAGGCUAUGCGUUUCACAGGGCUCCUUUGCGUUUCCGUGGAUCGCCCAAUUUCACGGUACAAUCCUUCUCGCUAUCCUUUGUCUUUGGCAUCCAAUCCGUAUUCGACAAGGAGAGCAGCGGCGGCAUGGCUUUCUUCAUUUCCCCUGGAAAGAACUUCUCCAACACCUUUCCAGGCAGCUUCCUAGGACUCUUCAAUCCCUCGACAAAUGGCAGCCCCAACAACCGCAUCUUCGUGGUUGAGCUUGAUACUUUUGGGAAUGGGGAGUUCAAGGACAUAGACAGCAACCAUGUCGGUGUCGACAUCAAUGGACUAAUCUCCAUUGAAGCCCACACGGCUGGUUUUUAUGAUGACAAGACCGGUAUCUUCAGAAACUUAUCCCUGAAUAGUGGGGAUCCGAUGCAACUGUGGGUCGAAUAUGAUGCACAAACCACACAGGUAGUGUUAACUUUGGCUCCCCUCGGCACUGCCAAACCUCAAAGGCCUUUGUUUACAACCACCACCAACCUGUCCAAUGUGCUCGAGGAGCCAUCUUAUAUGGGCUUCUCCGGUUCGACCGGCUCACUCAGCACGCUAUACUCUGUGCUUGGUUGGAGCUUUGGUCUGGAUGGCCCUGCUCCGGCUAUCAAUAUUGCAAAUCUUCCCAAGCUGCCUCAUGGUGAUCGAAAGGCCCGAUCUAAAGUCUUGGAGAUCGUCCUUCCGAUUGCCUCAGCGGCAUUCAUCGCUGUUGUGGGAACUGCCAUCAUCCUUUUCAUGCGAAGGCGCUCGAGGUAUGCCGAACUAAGGGAAGAUUGGGAGGUAGAGUUCGGGCCACAUCGAUUCUCAUACAAGGACUUGUACCAUGCUACAGAAGGAUUCAAGAAUCAGCACCUCCUAGGCGCGGGAGGGUUUGGAAAAGUGUACAAAGGAGUUCUCCCGGUCUCCAAAUUGGAGGUGGCCGUGAAGAAAGUGUCACACGAGUCAAGGCAGGGGAUGAAGGAGUUCAUCACCGAGGUUGUUAGCAUUGGCCACCUUCGACACCGCUACCUUGUGCAGUUGCUUGGUUAUUGUCGACGUAAAGAUGAGCUCAUUCUGGUAUAUGAGUAUAUGCCGAAUGGCAGUCUUGAUAGGUAUCUGCAUUUUGAAGAGGACAAGCCCAUGCUAGAUUGGACUCGGAGGUUUGGGAUCAUAAAAGGAAUCGCAUGUGGCUUGCUGUACCUACACGAGAAAUGGGAGAAAAUUGUCAUCCACAGAGAUAUCAAAGCAAGCAACGUUCUCCUCGACAACGAAAUGAAUGGACGGCUCGGUGAUUUUGGACUCGCAAGAUUAUAUGAUCAUGGAACCAACCUACAGACCACACAUGUGGUUGGCACUAUGGGUUACCUAGCCCCGGAGAUGUUGCGCUCGGGAAAGGCUUCUCCUCAAACAGAUGUGUUUGCCUUCGGCACAUUCCUUCUCGAGGUAGCAUGUGGGCAAAGGCCUAUCAAGCAAGACGCUGAAAAUAAGCAAAUCAUGCUUGUGGAUUGGGUACUUGAGCAUUGGCACAAUGGGACACUCAUACAAACCGUGGACGCAAGGCUCCAAGGUAACUUUGACCAGGACGAGGCCAACAUGGUGCUAAAGCUUGGUCUCUUGUGCUUGCAUCCGUUGGCCGCUGCGAGGCCUAGCAUGAAGCAAGUCAUGGAGUACCUCGAUGGAGAGACUGCACUGCCAGAGCUAGCACCUGCACAUUUCGACAACUUCCACAUGGUUUCCAUGAUGCAAGGAAGAGGAUUUCGUGCAUCCAUCUUGUCGUAUCCAGACGUAACCACGAGCGUCGGCACAUUCUCUGGUCUCUCAGGGGGUCGAUGAUCACAUAUGUUUGUGGUGUACAUUUUACUUCUUUGAUAUGAGCAUCUACUUAUUCUUCGUUUGAAAGAACAUGAGUCCACGUUGUUAUCUAUAUCAGUGCUUGCACGUAGUAUGAACAAUAAUUAUGCUUUACGUGAAGGCUUCUGUAUAUAGAGAAUUAAUCAGUAUAAAUUUGGAUGCCGCCAGGAAACUUAUAACAA